This is a messenger RNA of Closterium sp. NIES-65, 5007 nucleotides long. The record is from the annotation of a GenBank genome assembly. Lineage: Eukaryota; Viridiplantae; Streptophyta; Zygnematophyceae; Desmidiales; Closteriaceae.
AUGCAAGAAGCCCAUAAACGCGUGGCUCACUCGCUUCGCCCUUCCCAGCCUGCUGCAGGACAACAAGUGGACCGUUGCCACAACCGCAUUGCCAAGAAGCCCAUAAACGCAUGGCUCACUCGAUUCGCCUCUCGCCGCCUGCUCCAAGACAACGAGUGGACUGUCGCUACUGACCUGUGCUCUACCGACCACAUAGGCAAGAAGCCGAUAAGCGCAUGGCUCACCCGGUUCGCCUCUCGCAGCCUGCUGCAGGACAACGAGUGGACCGUUGCUAGUGACCUGCGGUCCAACGCAAGGUCAUCAAUGGCUCGUCUCCCUGCUGCUCUCGUGCUCCUCCUGCCCUCGCUCAUCCACGUUCCCUCCCCGUCCUCCCCCCCCAAUCCCCUAUCAGUGUGUGCAAGCGCAAGCCAAGCGAAGCAACAGCAGAAGGAGGAGCAGAGGAAGGCUGACGAGGCCCAGCGCCAGGGGGGGAUGCACGCCGGUGCUGGUGGGUCUGAUGCGGUUGAGAGAGCUGCAGAUGUUGGAAUGGCUCUUGGUGGUGAUGUUGAUGGUGGGAUGGUGGAGAAAGGAGUGAAGGAGGGGGAGGAGAAGGAGGAGGAAGACAAGAAAGAAGGGGAGAAGAAGGAGGAGAGGAAAAAGGAGGAAGAGAAGGAAGAGGAGGACAGGAAAGUGGAAGAGGAGGGUGCUGAUAUCGAUACUAUCAUUGACCAGAUGGUCGAUGCUGACAUGGCCAAACGGCGCGCUGCCAUUGGCCCUCAUCCUCCCAACUCACCCCAACUCGAGGCUCCCCAUACCUGGGACAACCACAAGAAACCACAGCUUCUUCUGGUGCCACCCAAUGCAUCCAUGUCCAACUCUUUUGGUGCCGAAUCCAACCACCCCACUCUCCUUCUACCCCAGUCUAUGGGUGACGUGCUACAGGUGUUCCAGUUUCACCGGGAGUUCACCCGCUUUGCCAGGAUCUCCCCUGUCCCAUUACGUAAGCUCGCACGCGCGCUUGCACAAGCGGACGAAGAGCCUGGGUGGCUGGUUUUGUCCGACCUGCACGUUGGGCUGUUCCGGGCGCUGCUGAAUCUGGGCGGCGGGGAGGUGCCGGGCGGGCAUGAGGGGAUUGGCGUGAGUCAGAGGGUUCUGGACCGGUGGAAGAGGCUUCUGAAUGCUGCCACGUGGCAGGAGGUCAUUCGCAGGGCGAGCCCCAUGCCUCCUCUUCUCACCACCAUGCCUCCUCUGCUCGCCUCGCCACCAUAUAUCACUCUCUCUCCUCCUCCAUGCUCCCUUUGCCUCGCCAUCUCUCCUCUCUCCCUAUUCCCUUCCGUCCUCCCUUCUCCUCUCCCUGCACCUGAGCGUGCUCUUCCUCCUCCUCUCCGACGUGAGACUCGUGAGAUGCUCGCAGAGAACAUGGAGGCCGGGAUCGACCUGCGGAGAGGAGGAGACGCUACUCCCAUGCCUGCUUCUUCUGCUCCCCCCUUCCUCCCUCCCCCCCCACACACACAAUCCAGGUAUCUCAUCAGGGCGAGCCCCAUGCCCCCUCUCCUCGCCACGGUUGCCCACGCGCUCUCCUGCCGUUAUGCGCUCGCCUUGCCCCCCGGGCUGCACCUCUCCGUGCUCUCCCUGCUGCUCUCCGACGUGCUUGACUCUGAGGAGACGCGUGAGAUGCUCGCAGAGAACAUGGAUGCUGCGAUUGAGCUGGGGAAGAAGCGGAGCGUUGAGGUGCUGGAGGAGCGGAGGGUGCGGAAGCAGCAGGAGGAGCAGCGGGUGGAGCGGGAGAAGAAGGAGAAGGAGGAGAAGGAGAAACGGGAGAAGGAGAAGAAGGAAGGGGGAAAGGAGGAAGGUGGCAAAGGGAAGGGGAAGAAGAAAGAGAAAGAGAAGGGGAAGGAGGAGGAGCAGGAGAAGGAGAAGGGGAGCGAGAAGGGGAGCGAGAAAGGGAGUGAGAAGGGGGAGUGUGAUACAGACGAGGAGGUGGAGUUUCUGUUUGCAGUGCCAGAGGAAGUGAGGGGUGGGGAUGGGCAGGUGAGGGGUGGGCAGGUGAAGGGUAGGCAGGUGAGGGGUGGGCAGGUGAAGGGUAGGCAGGUGAGGGGUGGGCAGGUGAAGGGUAGGCAGGUGAGGGGUGGGCAGGUGAAGGGUAGGCAGGUGAGGGGUGGGCAGGUGAAGGGUAGGCAGGUGAGGGGUGGGCAGGUGAAGGGUAGGCAGUCUUCACCUUCAACCAACCUUCCUCCCCACCCCGGUUUCCCUUCCUACCCCCAACUGCUCAACACAAUGGCUGGCAGGCUGAAGAGCGAGUACAUUCGGCGCAAGGAGGCAGAGAAGCGAGCUGCAGAGAGGGCACGGACCGAGAUGGAGAGAAAGCGCAUGGCACAGGAGCGAAAGCGGGAGGAGGAGUGGAAGAAGCGAGAGGAGGCGUAUGAAAAGGAGAUGGCUCGGCUGGUGGUGCGAACAGUGCCCCUGGGGUUGGAUAGGCACUACAACCGGUACUGGUUGCUCAGUGGUGAGCCUAAGGUGGUGUGGGUGGAGGAGAGAGGAGGGAUGGUGGGAGAAGGGGAGGUGUGGCGAGGAGGAGGGAGCGGAGGAGGAGAAGGCGAGGGGGGAAGUGAGAGAGGAAGGGUGGGAGGUGAGGUGGGGACUGGGUGGUCUGGUUCUCGCUGGUUCUGCUACACUUACCGCGAGGAUAUAGAGGAGCUUAUAGCGAGUCUGAAUGUCAAGGGGAUAAGGGAGGCGGCACUGAAAGCAGCGCUUGAGAAGGUGAAGGGGAGGCUUAUAGCGGGGAUGAAGAAAAGGGGGUCUGGUGUGGGGGGGAGGGAGAAGGGGAAGGGUGGAGGAGGGGGAGGAGGGGAAGGGGAGGGCGGGAAAGGGGAGGAGAAGGAGGAGGAGGUAGAGGUGGAGGAGGAGAAGGAUAGUGAGGAGGAUGGAGAGAAGAGGGGAGAGGAAGAGAAAGGAAAAGUGGAGGAAAAAGGACCUGGGUCUGAUGGGGUGGAGGCGGAGAGAGAGGUGGGGCAGAAACGAGAAGAGGAAGGGAGGUGGAAGGGGGAGGCGAGCCUGAUCGGCGAGAAGCUCCGAGAGCAAUUGGAGGGGUUGAGAACGGUAUUGGAGAGGCUAAAGGCAGCUCCGCCUCCUGCUGCAGCCACUGCUAUGGCUGCUUCUGUGCUCGUACCAGUUCCUACUACUGCUGCAGCUGGUGCUGCUGCUGGUGCUGGUGCUGCUGCUGGCACUAGGAGCAAGGCAGCCACAGCUACAGCUGCGACACCUGCUCCCAGUUGGGGUGUUUGGGCCGCUCUAGUCUGCAAAGCGGCUGCCGUUGCCCCACCUAAAUCGGAUCAGAUCAAAUUAGGGGGCCUUCACAGCUCCUCUGGUUUAGCUGUCUUGAUGGGCGGCAAAAAUCGUCUUGACUCUCGUGCUCCUGCUGCUGCUUCGGAUACUGCAACAGCUGAACCAGCAGCAGCAGAAACAGGAGCAGAGGCAGGAGCAGGAAAGAUCGGAGCAGGAAAGGCAAAAGGAGGAAAGGAAGGAGGAGAAAAGGGAGGAGAAGAGAGGGCAGGAGCAGAGGCAGGAGGAGUCAAUCUAGUCAAGGGAGUCAGCAGUGAGCGCGUCCAGCUGGCGCGCCAGGUGGCAGCGCUACGGCGGCUGUUGCUGUGCGCUGAGGUGGCAGCUUUCAAGCUUUGUGACGGUGCUCUUGGGGAGGCGAGAGGUGUGGGAGGUGGGAAGGGGAAGGAGGAAGAAGGAAGUGAGGGAGAGGAGAGAGAGGAGGAAGAGGGAGGCUUGAAAGGAAAGAAGGACGCUGGGAAGGCAGGGAAAGGUGGUGGUGGUGAGGGAGGGUUGGGAGCAGACAGGGAGGGGGGAGCGAGGCAAGAGGGGGAAGAAGGGGAGGAGGAGGAGGAGGAGGAGGAGGAGGAGGAGGAGGAGGAGGAGGAGGAGGAGGAGGAGGAGGAGGAGGAGGAGGAGGAGGAGGAGGAGGAGGAGGAGGAGGAGGAGGAGGAGGAGGAGGGAGGAGAGGAGGGGGAGGAGGAUGAUGCAGCGACAGUGAGUGAAGCGGAGGAGCACGAGGAGGAGGAGGGGCUGAAGGGCCCGUCUGCUUCGCGCUGCUUGUGGCGGUCGAGGCGAGUGCGGCGCGUGUGGCGGAGGGAGGUGAUGGGUGCUCGCACGCUCGCCACCCUCACCUAUCUCGCUGCCUCCCUCAGGGAACGAUGCAAUGCCCUUGACGCUUCCAAGCUUCAGACGGAAAAGCAUGAUGAGGAGGAGGAGGAGGAGGAGGAGGAGGAGGAGGAGGAGGAGGAUAUGGAAGGGGAGGAGGAGGAGAAGGAGGAGGAGGAAGAGGAGGACUCAGGAAAUUUGGGGGAGCAAGGAAAAGAAGAGAAGGAAGACCAGGGUUUUACGACGGUUGGGGGCAGAAAGCUGCGGGCGAGAGGCAGUGGUGGUGAGGCGAAGGAAAAAGGGAAGGGGAAGGAACCAGGCCGCCAGGCUGCUUCUAACGGGAAAAAGGGGAAUCUGUCUGUUUCUCCUGCUGCUACUGCCGCCGCCGUUGCUGCUGCUUUGCGAGCUGCUUCCCCUAAGCUGCUGCCUCCUUCCCUCUGUGCUUCGUGUGGAGAGGCAGUGGGGCCAGGAGGGGAGGGUGGAGCAGGGGAGGUGGUGCGGUGUGCGUCGGUGCAGUGCGGUAAGGCGUUUCACCCUGUGUGUGCGGGGCUGAGGCGCAAGGCUGCCAAGGCUGCUUGCUGGGAGGGGAGGAGAGAGGACGAGGAGAAGGAGGAGGAGGAAGAAGAGGAAGAAGAAGAGGAAGAAGAGAAAGAAGAGGAAGAAGAGGAAGAGGAGGAAGAGGAGGGAGAGGAAGGGAGUGAGGGGGAGGAGAGCAGUGGGGAGGAGGAAGAUGCAGGCAGCGUUGGUGGGAAGAAGGUGGGUGAUGUGAAGAAGCUGGGUGAUGGGCGUGGGACUGGGAAGGCGUCAUUGCUUCUUCCAGCAGACCUGCUUCCCAAUUCUCCUCCUCGACCUGUAGCAGCAGACCUGCUUCCCAACCUGUAG